CUAAAAGUUUCAAGAAGAGAAACAUAUCGUUGAAGAGAGAACCCACACAAAAAAAUGUCUGUAGAUUUAUCAUCUGAGCGUGUUUGCUAUGUCCACUGCAGCUUCUGCACCACGAUUUUAGCGGUAAGUGUACCAUACGCAAGUUUGUUCACACUUGUGACGGUGAGAUGUGGCCAUUGUACCAAUUUGCUCUCCCUCAACAUUGGAGUUUCACUUCAUCAAACCGCACCUCCUCCCAUUCAUCAAGAUCUUCAGCCGCAUAAACAGCACACAACCUCUUUGGUAACAAGGAAAGAUUGUGCAUCAUCUUCAAGGAGCACCAACAAUUUAUCGGAACACAUCGAUCGUGAGGCUCCAAGAAUGCCUCCUAUUCGCCCGCCGGAGAAAAGACAACGUGUACCUUCGGCCUACAACAGAUUCAUCAAAGAGGAAAUCCAAAGGAUCAAGGCUUGCAAUCCUGAGAUUAGCCACCGUGAGGCAUUUAGCACUGCUGCUAAAAAUUGGGCACAUUUUCCUCACAUUCACUUUGGAUUAAAGCUGGAUGGCAACAAGAAAGGCAAGCAAUUAGACCAGUCAGUUGCAGGCCAAAAGUCUAAUGGCUAUUACUAAAGCCUUUAUAUAUAUACAUACAUAUAUAUAUACACACUUAUGCGUGUGUAUGCUUUAUGUUUAUCUUUGUACGUACGCAUCUAUGAAUGUGU
Arabidopsis arenosa is the source of this 701-nucleotide messenger RNA. NCBI's taxonomy places the organism in Eukaryota, Viridiplantae, Streptophyta, Magnoliopsida, Brassicales, Brassicaceae. The record is from the annotation of a GenBank genome assembly.